AUGGAUCAAUCUGGACCUUCAGAAAACAGUCGAAAGCGAGUAGCUCUAAAUACUUCGACAAAUGAAAAGACCUUAAGUCAGUGGAUAGAGGCUGAGUUGGAGCGAGACCUCAGUGAUGUGGACGAUGAAGAAGUGGAUCCAGAUUUCUGUUUGCACAGUGAUCAUGACUCGGCUUCAGAACAAUCUGAGGAUGAAGAAACUCAAUCUCGACGACAAAGAUCACCCCGCAGUUCAGUUGCGAUGGAAGAUUCAGGUCUAUCUUCAAUACAAGAUAAUAUACACACAGAAUCCCAAAGAUACUACAUAGGCAAGAAUGGUUUUAAAUGGUCAAGCGUUGAACCAGUGAUGCGUAACUGUCCUUCACUAAGUCACAACUUGGUUGACAUACCUAGAUCACAGCCUAGAGCAUUCACCAACCUAGAAACCUUUUGGAGACAUUUUAUGGAUGACGAUAUUACUGACAAAAUAAUUGAAUAUACCAACAAAAAACUUGCCCAGAUACGGGCAUUAUAUAAAAAAUCAGGAAAAACCUGA
Molecule: messenger RNA, 534 nt
Organism: Parnassius apollo (apollo)
Lineage: Eukaryota; Metazoa; Arthropoda; Insecta; Lepidoptera; Papilionidae
Source: the annotation of a GenBank genome assembly